Amyelois transitella is the source of this 4591-nucleotide messenger RNA. RefSeq lists its product as uncharacterized. The coding region runs from base 1591 to 3006 and encodes 471 amino acids. Gene Ontology annotation, cellular component: amphisome; aggresome. Gene Ontology annotation, molecular function: K63-linked polyubiquitin modification-dependent protein binding; protein kinase C binding; zinc ion binding. The transcript is spliced from 10 exons. Lineage: Eukaryota; Metazoa; Arthropoda; Insecta; Lepidoptera; Pyralidae. The record is from RefSeq and is a predicted model, not a curated record. Gene Ontology annotation, biological process: mitophagy; aggrephagy; endosome organization.
AAUAAAAGUUUUGUCCGUCAGAUCUUAUAUUUAAUACAAUAAUUAAGUUAAUCACUUUCGUCAGUGUCAGUGUUAUUGGUAUUAAACCACUGGUCACUCAAAUUUUCACAAUAUAUUAGUAGUGCUCGUGCAAUGGUUGGCCAGUUGUCAAAAUAAGGGUCAAAAUCAGUGUUGACCAUGAAAAUAUCAACUUUUGGGAGAUUUCUAUUGUCGGCUUUUGUAUAACCUUGUUCCAUGAUAAAUGAUUGAUAGGCGUUUUAAACACUUGCGACAACUUCUGUUGUGACUGUAGUCCUUCAAUUAGUUAGUUACAAAUUACAAUUAAAUAUUUUUAGAAAAAUGCAAAUAAAUUUAGAAUAACUCGAAAUAACAUACAAAGCAGUGUUGUUUACUUAUCACUCCUUACGUACGACAUCACCCACUGUGAUUGGUGUUUUGGUUCUAAGCUGCACAGAUAAAAAAUAUUGGAUUUAUGCAAUUUUAUUUAUUGAUUUAAAAUAAAAAAUCUUUGUAUUUCUUAAAAAAAUUUAUUAAGUGAUGUUCUUGUAUAACAAACUUUAUUUUAAAACACAAUUUACAUUUUUUUCGAUUACUGUCCGGUACCCUAUUUAGCCUAUUUAUUUAUUUAUUUAGAGCGAUAGGAAAAAUAUCUAUACCGCUCUCGCUUUUGACCCAUGUGUCUGAGCUGAGAAACAUUCUGUCCUUUGGCUCUGUCAGAGUCUGAAUAAUUACUAAAACAUAGAGAGUCUGGUGUACAACCAUCAUAUUUAUCUCUUUACUAGCUGUUACCUUCGACUUGUAAGCGUGGAAGGAUCUAUCAUGGUAUUCAUGGUACCUUCAGUAGUUUUAAAUACGGGCAGUAGCACAUCAACCUACCCAAAAUUGCCUAUACUGCCAUAUAUUGUCCCGCAAAGGUCAAUUUGAUGUGUAGUUCACUGUACAUAUUUUUUUAUUGUUGAGUUGUAUUAUCAAUUGACAAUAAUUACCAGGCUAUAAAAAGGUAAGUGCCGAAGCAAGGGUAUGUUUACUGUAUAUUAAUUACAGUGGCAUUGUCAUUUUACUUGUACGAAAUACGAUGUUAAACGCGAAUUAUUUAAAAAAAUGCCUAUAUAUUUAUUAGAAAACAUUGUGUAAAAAUGUCUGUAGGGGAAACGCCAAAUAUUAGUACUUAUUAAAAGGUUCAAACUUUACAUUUAACUUUACAUAUUACCUUAAAUAAAGAAGCAUUGAUAUUUUACAAACACGAGCAAGAGCACAACACUAUUAUCGAUGUGGUCGAUACAAAGCGUGUAGUACAUCACUAAGUGUCAAUAUGACUUUGACAAGAAAAUCAACUUAUAGUAGCUCUGAAAAUAAAUGUAGUAUUUCUUGUUUAUUUUUUAAUAUUGUGUAUACCUUACGGCGCAGAGGUUUUAUACUUUUUGAUCUGAGCAAUAGUGUCAUGUCUGUUUCUUAAUUUUGCAAUUUAAUCUAAUGUAAAAAUUUCCAAGUUUCUAUUUUUAAUACAUAUGUUCUAGUUAUCUUUUUCGGCCCUGGUAUUUAUUUAUCCAGCCAGUGAUAUUCGCUUUGAUCCAGACGGCGUACUCUAAAAUGAGUGGACUGAAGAAGAGAAAGUGCGAAAUAUGCAAAAUAAAAACUUGUACAAUAGACAGUCAAAAAGCAGUUUUCAUGGCGAAAUUUCCAUUGGAAGCAAAUCGUUGUAGACAAUGGGUAGCCGCUACCGGUAACAAACAUUUAAUCAAUGUGCCAAUUGAAAAAUUGAACCAACUUAAAUAUGUUUGUGGCAAACAUUUUCGUCCAAAAGAUUUUAAAAGGAAAAAGACGCAACUAAAAAAGCAUGCUGUUCCAAUUAUUGAUGUUUCUGAAAAUCCAUUGCCAGAUGACUUGUUCCACAACUUUCCAUUACACAUCAAACAUGUGCCUCGAAACUCAAAAAACAAUGUUUUACGUGAUCAUAAUUACUACAGACGCACUGAUCAGGGUAUAAAAGACAGUAGUUCAAACGAGGGGACUUCAGAACCCCCAGUCGAAAGGCCAAUGGGCGAAACGAGUGAAGAAGUUUGUACACAGCCUAUGGACUUAAAUAAGCAAACAAAUGAACCAGAUCUAGACGCACUUGGGAGUCCUAGUCCUAGUCAUUCUGAUGUUCCUGAACCUGAGCCCAUGGCAUUUUCUUGGCAGAAUACUGAACACAUCAUCGUUGAAAAAGACAAUCUAGACACGGAUAAUAUACAGCCGAAUGAAAACGCUCCAGAUUCCAUGCAAGAUGAAAAAUGUCAUAAAACUUUGACUGAAGCAGCCACCCGCGAAGAAGAAUAUAGAAAAGAGAAGCACACAGGAUUCUCGUGUGACUACUGCCUGGGAGAUAUUGUUGGUUUCAGAUACACAUGCAUCCAAUGCGAGAACUUCGACUUGUGCGCCGCGUGUGAGAGCAGACUGGUGCAUCCCCUGCAUUACAUGCUGCGCGUGAGCAUGCCCAAACCUUACAAUGAAGUGCGGCGCGUGAUCACGGCGAUCAGAGACAAACUGGCGAAACUCGAGGAAGAUUUCAGGCAAUGCAGUGUCCUGUUUGACGACGUGCUCAUAAAGAAAGAGGAAGACCCCCUGGUAGAGGAGAGUGUGGAGCCUCUGCCGAGUGUGCUGGGGGAAGCUGUACAGCCAGAAACUGUACCAAACGUCGAUGAUAGUCUAUAUGGGAUCUCGGAAGAACCAAAUACAUUUUGGUUAUCAUCAAAACAUACCACAUUACAAAAUGAAGACUGUGGGAGGAGUUCCGAAGAUCAUUAUGUGGAUGGUUCUCAGCACCGAAGAGAAGAACCUUUUAUUAAAAAAGAAUAUGAAGAAGAAGAAUUACUAGAUGGAACGUGGUUCGGUGAAUCUGACAAAGACAAUAAUAGAAAGCGGAGAAUUAUUGUUGUGAACAAAUUUCAGAGAGGAAAGAUGAGAAAACCGGUGAAAAGUAAAGAUGUGUGUGUCAACGAAGGACGCCCUGAACAAUCCUAUUGAUUGUGACACGGAAAUAUUACCAAGGAGAAAAAUCAACUCGAAAUUAAAAAUAUUGAAACUUAAAUAACUUCAAAAAAGGAUAUUCUAAAUUCGUAAUUUUUUAUAAGAUGGAAACAGAUUUGUUUCGAGUUUUUUUAUUUACAUCAAUUGGGACUUUCAAGGAAAUGUUUCCCGUUUGAAGCUACUAAGAAGAUGAUAUCCAGUUUAGUUAAAUUUCUGUAGAUUUAAAGUCCUUGAAAUAUAGGUUGUUUAGAAUGUGGGCAUCAGUUAAUUAGUUCCAAUUAUAACAUAAAAAAGUGUACGGAAUCGAAAAUUCAACAAUAAAUGAGCAACUAAUAACGUUCUUCCUCUUGUAACCGGCAUAACCGCCUUGCGUCCGUUACACAGAUUACCCUCAAUUGUUUGAGCAUCUCUCACACAGUCACCAAACGGAGACGAAGUGCGGGGGGCGGUCGGGAACAGAAACUAGUGAAUUUAUCGUCAUUUAGUUAAAAAGUACACAAUCGAUAUAAUUUUCUUCCUUCAAAUUAAAAGGGUAGGUACAGGGUACAGGUAGUACCAUCACUAAUGUAAAUGACUACAGGCCGCCCGCGACUAUGUCCGCGUAGAACCCUUAUCAUAACAUAACAAUCAAUCCCUCGGGAACUCCAGGAUAAAAAGUAGCCUAUAUGUUAUUCUGGGUCUUCAGCUACCUACAUACCAAGUAGUUUUUGCGUAAAAGAGUAACAAACAUCCAUACUGACAUACAAACUUUCGCAUUUAUAAUAUUACUAGCGACCCGCCCCGGCUUCGCACGGGUGCAAAAUUAUAAAUGUUAUUAUACAUAAAAACCUUCCUCUUGAAUCACUCUACCUGUUACAAAAAACCGCAUCAAAAUCCGUUGCGUAAUUUUAAAGAUUUAAGCAUACAGACAAACAGGCUAAAAUAGCGACUUUGUUUUAUACUAUGUAGUGAAGUAGGAUAAUGCUUGGUGACCGUGGGCGCCCUUACAUGCGGAAUCUAUUGGGGGUAAUCUGUGGUCUGUUACCACAACCGUGGACUGGAAGCAACUGCCAUCUGAUCUCCAUUGAAGGGGAACCUAACCCAUAUUAUGGAUAGACGUCCAGUUACUUGAAUGAACAGGUUUUCUCACGAAGUUUUCCCCUCACAGUAAGAGCAACUUUUACUAUUUCAACUAACUGUACAUAACUUGUAAAAUAGUCAUUAAUACAUGACUGAGAUAGGAUUCGAACCGGUGCCUUUCUGCGCAACACGCAUUUUAACCGGGCACCUUACCCAUUCGACCACCGACGCUUUAUAUUUUGUUAUAAAAUAUUGUAUUCCAAAAAUUGAAUUAUAUGUAAAUGUCUCCCAAGUGUGACUUGAUCGUUUCGUUAAAAAAUGACGAUUCGUGAUUUUUUUUGUGAACGAAUAUUAUUCUUAGACCUUUUAUGAUGAUUUUAUUAUAAUAAUGAUCGACGUGAUGUAUUAGUAUGAUGUAUAAGUAUAGAUAUUACUGGUAAUAGAAAAAUGUAUGUUGUGAAUUGUAAAUAUUGUUUUCUUACAACAUUGUUACAAUUAUGAAAGUAAAACAUGCUUUUAAUUA